Molecule: messenger RNA, 960 nt
Organism: Trifolium pratense (red clover)
Lineage: Eukaryota; Viridiplantae; Streptophyta; Magnoliopsida; Fabales; Fabaceae
Product: protein LIGHT-DEPENDENT SHORT HYPOCOTYLS 7-like
Exons: 2
Coding region: 118-669 (183 amino acids)
Biological process (GO): mRNA transcription; response to light stimulus
Cellular component (GO): nucleus
Source: RefSeq, a predicted model, not a curated record
UUCUUCCACUUCUAUUCUAUUGUCUUCUCUUCCUUCUUCUCACUCUCCACCAAAUCACAAAAAAAAACUUCCCUUUCAUAAUAAAGAAAUACUAAAUGAUUUAAUCUUAAAGAAGAUAUGUCCAACAAAGGAAAAGACAUAGUAGAAGGAUCAUCAAGAUCUUCUACUACUUCAAUUUCAACCGGUGGUGGCGAUCAUAAGCAUCAUCAGCAACAGGUUCCACUCAGUCGAUACGAGUCACAAAAGAGAAGAGACUGGAACACUUUCGGACAAUAUUUAAGGAAUCAAAGGCCGCCGGUAGCACUUUCUCAAUGUAAUUCAAACCAUGUUCUUGAAUUCCUAAGAUACUUAGAUCAAUUUGGCAAGACAAAAGUGCACUUACAAGGUUGUUUGUUUUUCGGACAAACCGAACCGCCCGGUCCAUGUACUUGUCCUCUAAAACAAGCUUGGGGAAGUCUUGAUGCACUUAUUGGAAGAUUAAGAGCUGCUUAUGAAGAAAAUGGUGGAUUACCUGAGACUAAUCCUUUUGCUAGUGGUUCCAUAAGAAUUUAUCUUCGUGAGGUGAGAGAUUCUCAAUCUAAGGCAAGAGGAAUUCCUUACAAGAAGAAAAAGAAGAAAAGGAUUGCAAUUAAACAUAACGGGGAUACCUCAACUUUGCCUAUGCAGUGAAGUUCAUCAUUUUCCCCUUCUUAUUGCUUCUUCAUUAGCAUAUAUGGUUCCUAAAUUGGUAAUUUCAAAGUUCUGAAUCUAUUGCUAGGCUUUGGGAUAACUACUUCAGCAAAUAUAUAUUAUUGGGUAAAGUUUCACCCUUUCCAUUUAUGAGUCAAUGGGUGUAUUUUGUUAAUUCGAAUGAGAAUUUAAGAAUGAAGUUGAUGAAGAAUUGAGUUUACAAUAUUGGGGAAGUUAAUGUACUGUAUUAAUUCACCCUUAUUAUGAAUUAAUGGUUUAUAAUUUGAUGCA